Messenger RNA from Mesorhabditis belari, 702 nucleotides. The record is from the annotation of a GenBank genome assembly. NCBI's taxonomy places the organism in Eukaryota, Metazoa, Nematoda, Chromadorea, Rhabditida, Rhabditidae.
AUGUACACGAACGCGAAAAUCCACCUGAUCGAGUGUGGCACUUGGACAUUAAACACCCAUAUUGCUCUUCAACCGGAUGAUGAGAUUUUCAAUUACACAAAUGAGAGAUAUAAGAAUUUGACAGGAAGGGAUGUGAUUGGGACGGGAUCUUUGGCCCAAGCAUUUGAGGGCGUCUCAAACCGCGUCAUCAUUCGUUCCUAUAUCGGCAUGAUGGUUUUUUCUGUAAUUCUCUCUUUCAAUUGGGCUUCUAUCAUCUAUUGUGGAUGGUCGUUAAAUAAGGCUCUUUCUGGAAGUGGGAAAAGCACAAAGACGCGAAAUAUGCAGAAAGAGCUGUUCAAGGCAUUGAUCUUUCAGCUAAUCGUCCCGUUGAUCUCCGUCUACUCGCCAAUGUCUUUCUUUUUCAUGUCAGCUAUUGUUGGAUUCGAGAAAUGGAAUACAGAGGUUAUUUGCAUCAUGUUGAUGUUGGAUCCGAUUCUCGAGCCACUUGUCAUCAUGUACUUUAUUAAGUGCUACAGACGCCCACUCGUCCGUUUCAUUUGUUGUGGAAAGCGGCAAAUCUUCGGCUUCAGGACAACACUUUCGAACCCACCCCGAUACAAUGCUGACGAUGAUGGGGGUGGUGGUGGUGGAAAUAACCGACAAAUUGGACCACAAAUCGCAUCAUCGACUCAAGGACAAACCAUUCAAGAAAGCUUCCAAUAU